GAAGCCCAGUUUUUUUGUCCGGCAACGUAAGGCAAGCCAAGGAAGUAAGGAUAGCUUUGAAGAACGACGAGGACGGAUUCAAUUCGUGGCUUAACUCUCGAUCGUCAACUUAUCCAGUCACGAAUUCAUUCCUCGCCAUCACCACUCACAUUUCAUUAACGCAAAGAGGAAACAGACAACGUAAAUAUGUCAGACUUUAGUGAUUUGGAUCGACAGAUCGAACAACUCAGACGGUGUGAUAUCAUUAAGGAAUCAGAAGUCAAAGCCUUGUGUGCCAAAGCACGGGAGAUUCUGGUUGAAGAAAGCAAUGUUCAGCGUGUUGACUCUCCUGUCACAGUUUGUGGUGAUAUCCAUGGCCAGUUUUAUGAUUUAAAAGAACUUUUUAAAGUGGGUGGGGAUGUUCCAGACACAAAUUAUCUAUUCAUGGGAGAUUUUGUUGAUCGAGGAUUUUACAGUGUAGAGACCUUUCUUCUCCUAUUAGCUUUAAAGGUUCGUUAUCCAGAUCGCAUCACUUUGAUUAGAGGGAACCAUGAAUCACGUCAAAUUACCCAGGUUUAUGGUUUCUAUGACGAAUGUUUUAGAAAGUAUGGUUCAGUGACUGUGUGGCGCUAUUGUACUGAAAUUUUCGACUACCUAAGUCUUUCAGCCAUCAUUGACGGCAAAAUAUUCUGUGUGCAUGGUGGGCUAUCUCCUUCAAUUCAGACACUGGAUCAAAUCCGAAUAAUUGACAGAAAGCAGGAAGUUCCUCACGAUGGACCUAUGUGUGAUCUCCUUUGGUCUGAUCCUGAAGAUACACAGCAAGGAUGGGGAGUGAGUCCACGCGGUGCCGGUUAUCUUUUUGGCUCCGAUGUUGUGCAACAUUUCAACACCUCAAAUGACAUCGAAAUGAUUUGCAGAGCACACCAGCUUGUCAUGGAAGGCUACAAAUGGCAUUUUAACGAAACGGUGCUGACGGUGUGGUCCGCCCCCAACUACUGCUAUAGGUGUGGAAAUGUAGCUGCCAUUUUGGAAUUGGACGAAAAUCUCCAUCGAGAAUUCACGAUUUUUGAAGCUGCCCCUCAAGAGACUCGUGGCAUUCCUUCCAAAAAACCUCAAGCCGAUUAUUUCCUAUGAGAAACACGAAAUGUUGAUCGUUGAUAUAUCCCCUGCGAUUUUUUACAAAAAUAAUUAUUCGGUAAUGCAUAAAACAAAAAAACACAAAAAAAAAACAGUAACUGAUGUGAGAUACCCCAUCAGUUGAAACAGAGCAAAAGAGCCUGUAUCAUGUUGGUUGACCAUUUACCUUGACCGCCCGGACUAACAAAUAGGUUUUUGAAAAUUCUGUUCUGUCCAAUCCCUUCCUUUUUUUGGUAAACACAGUCUUGUCCUUUAUAAUAAAAAUAUAUCUUGAUCGUCCAAACAAGUGUUCAGUUUCCCUUUUCAACUUUUUGCUGCAGGAUAUCACAUCUGACUAAGCUACUCCCACUACUCAGUUUAAUGAACAAUAUCUUUGUGUACGUGCGGUUAUGGUAUGUUGGGGGCGAAUUGUGUGACGUGUGUAAUUAUUUUUUAACAUCAGUGCUAAAUAUUGAUGCAAUGGCCAUGCUUCCAAAAUCUUUUUUUUUGUUUGUGUUGCACCCAUUUAUAUUAUUAUGAAUGUGAUGCUUGCGAUGGCUCUCAACAUGCACUGUAUACAAUUUCUUGAAAUAACGAUGGACUUGAGACGAAAA
Messenger RNA from Daphnia pulicaria, 1709 nucleotides. RefSeq names its product serine/threonine-protein phosphatase 4 catalytic subunit (gene Pp4-19C). The transcript is spliced from 7 exons. Lineage: Eukaryota; Metazoa; Arthropoda; Branchiopoda; Diplostraca; Daphniidae. The record is from RefSeq and is a predicted model, not a curated record. Gene Ontology annotation, molecular function: protein serine/threonine phosphatase activity. Bases 187 to 1113 code for a protein of 308 amino acids. Gene Ontology annotation, biological process: peptidyl-serine dephosphorylation; double-strand break repair via homologous recombination. Gene Ontology annotation, cellular component: cytoplasm; nucleus.